This is a messenger RNA of Rhizophagus irregularis DAOM 181602=DAOM 197198, 1087 nucleotides long. RefSeq lists its product as uncharacterized. Gene Ontology annotation, biological process: mitophagy; aggrephagy; endosome organization. Gene Ontology annotation, molecular function: K63-linked polyubiquitin modification-dependent protein binding; protein kinase C binding; zinc ion binding. Lineage: Eukaryota; Fungi; Glomeromycota; Glomeromycetes; Glomerales; Glomeraceae. Gene Ontology annotation, cellular component: aggresome; amphisome. The record is from RefSeq and is a predicted model, not a curated record.
UAUUUUUCCGGAAAAACUCCAAAUAAAUUUCUUUUGUGAUUUUGUGAUUGAAUUUUUUUCUUUCAUUAAAAGAAAAUGGACAAUUUAAGAAGAGAAGAAGAAAUUAUUCGAGACUUAAAGUCCAAAUUAUAUAAUUGUGAACUAGAAUUAGAUGGAGUUAAAUCUUUGAAUGAAUCGCUGACAAAAAAAGUCACACUCAUGACCAAUAAUGAAAUAGAAAUAACUCACUUAAAAGCGGAAAAUAGUAGAUUAAGGGAUGAAUGUGUAAAAAGCUAUCAAGAAAAAGAAGAUUGUAUGAGUUUGAAUUAUACUUUAAGUGAACAAAUAAAGGAUUUACAAGAAGAAGUUAAUGCUUUGAAAAUGAGAAGAAAUACAGGUUUUGAGGAAUUGGUUAAGCAUCCUUGCACUUGUGAUUCAUGUAAUACUACUAUAACUGGAAUUCGUUAUAAAUGUGGACAUUGCGCAGAUUUCGACCUUUGUAGUCUUUGUAUAGGGACAUAUCAUGAUUAUAAUCAUGUAUUUUUAAAAAUUCGACAUCCCGUACAUAUUGAUUCAAGAGUUGUUUUAUUAUCUCCUUUUAGAUAUUAUCCUGGUGGAUCAGUUCAUAAUAGUGUUUAUUGUGAUAUUUGUGGAAAAAGUCCAAUUUGUGGAAUUAGAUAUAAGUGUGGAAAUUGUCGAGAUUUUGAUGUUUGUGGUAAAUGUGAAGUAAGCAUAAGCAAAUUACAUGAUGAAUCUCAUAUUUUUAUAAAAUUAAAUAGACCAGUUUACCCUGAUGUUGGAUUCGAAAAUACACCACUUUUACCAAAUUUCAUUCCUAUUAUUUAGUGAAUUAAAUUGGUUUUAUAGUAAAGUUAUAUUUAUUUAUAAGAGGAAGUAGAGAAAGUUGUAAUAAACUUCAACCCCCCUUCCACACUAACCUUAUUAUGAUUUAAUAAUGUUAUAAGAUUUCUAUUGUUUCUGCAAGUCAGAGUGAGAUCCCCUUUUUUUAAUAAUAUCACGCAAUCAAUCAUUACAGUAUUAUGUACGUCAUUGAAUUUUGUAUUACAUUGAUUACAUUAAUAUAGCGAUGAUCUAUUUUUUUUUUUUU